AUUGCGAAGUAAAGAGUGAGUGCUGAAUGUUGCAAUAGAGUAUCGUCAGUUUACCGCCAGACAGCAGCAUCACCUUGAUGAUGUAGCCGAACAACAACAGCAAACUCGCCAAUUUUGAUUUGGGACCAACGUGACUCAAUUCAGAGCUCACUGUGUGCUUGCUUUGUCCGGGACGUUAGCGCUGCCACACGACACUUCGGAUGAGUCUUGGAUAGUGCUCAGAGGAAUUUAGCCUAGAGUUCAUCACCGUUUUUGUAAUGCUUUUCUUUUACAACUAAUAUUACAAUCAGAAGCGUUGCUGAUCUUUACCGUGCCAAUUAUUUAGCUAAUGGGUCGUUUUAGUGGAUGUUCCUUCAUGAUUUCAGUGAGAAGAUGACUGCAUUUACUUUGCUCUGCUCGGUCGUGUGAUUGCAGUGGGAUAGCGGACGCUCACAUUCAACGCUGGACUGAGAUAGCAUAGUUGUUCUAAUCAAAUAUAAAGAUUGUUUUGUUUUUUAUCAGUCUCGUGCUUAUCUUUGAUGACAAUUGCCUAGCGCUGGCAUAAGUUUGAGUUGCCAUAGACCGCCAAAAGACACAGAACCUAAACGUCGUUUCAACUUCCAUUCGUUUUUUUGACAACAGUCUUGACGGAGGAAGAAUAUGCUGAUGAAGGAAUAUAGAAUAUGUAUGCCGCUCACUGUGGAAGAGUACAGGAUUGGCCAGCUGUAUAUGAUCAGCAAGCACAGCCAUGAGCAGAGUGAGCGUGGAGAAGGAGUGGAGGUGGUGCAGAACGAACCCUACGAGGACCCCACACAUGGACAGGGACAGUUCACAGAAAAACGGGUCUACCUCAACAAUAAGCUCCCUAGCUGGGCCAGGGCUGUGGUCCCUAAAAUCUUCUAUGUGACAGAGAAGGCCUGGAACUACUACCCCUACACCAUCACAGAGUACACUUGCUCCUUUCUGCCAAAGUUCUCCAUUCAUAUAGAGACCAAGUAUGAGGACAACAAAGGCAGCAAUGACAAUAUCUUUGACAGCGAGCCCAAAGGGGAGGAGGAGAUAGAGGUGUGCUUAGUGGAUAUCGCCUACGACGAGAUCCCAGAUCGCUACUACAAGGAGUCUGAGGACUUGCGGUACUUUAAAUCAGAGAAGACAGACCGGGGUGUUCUGCAGGAGGGCUGGAUCGACAACCAGGAACCCAUCAUGUGCUCCUACAAACUGGUGACAGUCAAGUUCGAGGUGUGGGGUCUUCAGACACGGGUGGAGCAGUUUGUACACAAGGUUAUCCGUGACGUCCUGCUCCUAGGACACAGACAAGCCUUUGCCUGGGUGGAUGAGUGGAUUGAAAUGACCAUGGACGAGGUGAGAGAGUACGAGCGGGCCACCCAGGAGGCCACCAACCGUAAGAUCGGCCCCUUCCCCCCAUCCAUCUCCAUCACCGAGACCCCCUUGGCCUCAGUGGCCCGCAACGGGCCCUCCAGCGCCCCCUCCACCCCCCUCUCCACGGAGCCUCCAGAGUACCUCUCCGUGCCCAAGGACCGACCCAGGAAGAAGUCAGCCCCAGAGACCUUGACCCUCCCCGAUCCCAAUCGCAGGGACUCAGGCUUCAGGCUGGCUAGCAUCUUCUCCUGGGGCUCAACCCCUAGCCCCCAGCCUGAAUGAGAGGGGGACCCAUAGGUGUGGUAUACACCUAUCUACAUUCAGGGAGUGGCCAUUUUGUCCCCUAGACAACUUAUGUAAAAGGGAGUGUUGUUCACAGACCUCCUGUAACUUGGUGGUGUGGUAAACGCCUCUCCACAGACAGUUGCUGGUAUCACCCUGAAGCCAGCCACUGUCACCAACUAACUGUGUCUUGGUCUGCUUUUGCAGAGAGAGAGUCAGUCUGAUCACCACGCAACACUUGGAGAGGAGUCUCAAGGCACACACCAAAUACAUGUACGUGCAAACACACACUCACGCACGCACGCACACACACACACACACACACACACACACACACACACACACACACACACACACACACACACACACACACACUGAGUGUCUUUUAAAAACCUCUUGAACCUCUCCAUUGGUCCCAUUAAAACACAGCAACCAGCACCAUCUACCAGCCAGAAAGCUCAUGUGGAGGUCAAUUAUAGUCUGAUUUAAUUUAGUUCACAUUCCUCUGAAUACUUUGCUUCUCUUCAGUGUCUCAGUCCUCUUUCAUCUCAGUUGAUACUGUAUCUCAGGGUUUGUUACCUAGAUACACAGAGAUCUGAUAAAUAGACUCUUCAAUCAACACACUCAAUCUUUCUUCAUAUGGAUAUAAAUGUGUGGGAUGAUCAAACUCAUUUCCUCCUCUCUCCUUGCAGUCAAGCCCUCUUAUUGGUUGGAAAUUGACGCCAUGUAAUUUCAGAUGUAAUUGUGUGUUGGUUGUUAUUCAUGGUUUGUUGUAGGUCGCUGUGAACAGAGUAAAACAGUGGAUUUCAGGAGAGUGUUAUUUUAUCCUGUUUUGUUUUGUAAAUAUGUAUAUUUAAGAGUUAUCUAUUGUAAAAAUGCUGAAUUCAUUGAUGUCUUUCAAUGCUAUGGAAUUGCUGUAAUCUCUGCAUUGGAGAGAGAGAGAAAGAGGUCUGUGUAGAGCUCUAAAGUGGAGGCGUUCUCUUUCUGAAUCUGAAUUCUGUUGGUAUGGUUUUGUUGGCCAUGGUGCCCUUUUAAAGACAUAUAGAAAAAUGCAUGGUCUGAAUAUCCAGCCUCUGCUUUUCUUUUAAACUGGGGAGAAAAUGUACCUUUGAAAUGUCUGUCUUCUAUACGGUAUGGGGCUUUUCCUUUGCUUGUUACAGACUACGACAGGACAAAACAUCUGAUCAAUGUUGUGAUUUGGCUUUUUGAUUUAAGUCAUGAAUUUGCAAUCAUGUUGUUGUUGUGUUUUAUAUCAAAUCAAUAAAUUAAAUAUUGCUCAAA
Messenger RNA from Oncorhynchus kisutch (coho salmon), 2922 nucleotides. RefSeq names its product phosphatidylinositol transfer protein cytoplasmic 1a (gene pitpnc1a). NCBI's taxonomy places the organism in Eukaryota, Metazoa, Chordata, Actinopteri, Salmoniformes, Salmonidae. The transcript is spliced from 9 exons. Gene Ontology annotation, cellular component: cytoplasm. Bases 640 to 1641 code for a protein of 333 amino acids. The record is from RefSeq and is a predicted model, not a curated record. Gene Ontology annotation, molecular function: phosphatidylinositol binding; phosphatidylinositol transfer activity. Gene Ontology annotation, biological process: phospholipid transport.